UUUUUUUUUUUUUUUUUUUUUUUUUUUUUUAUAUGUUCAAACUCGCCCUGUUACAUUCAGAGUCAAAUAGGGCAAUGAGCCAAGCAUAUAAAUGUUUUAUUUACACACAAGAAAUUAAAGAUAUUUUCAGAGGUUGGUGACGGUCUGCCAUGAGGAGGUGAACAUUUAAUUAUGAUGUAAUGCGAGGUUACUAGCAAGUUUGGGUUCGCCAGACAGCUGUUGCAUUCCCACGACCUUUCCACGACCUUUCCGUGGUUCUCACCUGUGUGGCAAAUGUUCAGACAUGUGGUUGUCGCUUCAUACUUAAUCUUUGCCUUCUUGUAAAUUCCAUUAUUGUACAUUUUCAUAUACUUAACAACAAGUAUUUACGACAUUGUAAGACUCGUGGGCUUACUUGAAUGACACACUCAUCACAACAUUGAAUAUGUACGAGUGUGUAACAUCAUAUUAACGUAAAUGUUAUAGGGAACUAUUUUCAUACAAAAAUAAGAUAUAACCCCCUUGAAAAAAUAAUAAAUGCUAAAUAAUUUUUAUUGUUUGGUAGUUUCCCCUGACAAGUUGUGCGGGUUCUACGACUGUGGGCGUGAAAAUGGGGGAGGAACCGCGCCAGCCACGCUAUUAAUCACUGCCUGUUUCCUCCUUUACGUAGUGUUGGGUCAUUGGGAGACUGAUAAAAGCCUGUCCACACCAAUGUUUCCGAACGGUUUCUUAAAUGUUGCCCAACUGUUUGCAAACAUUUGGAAAACAUUUGAGUUUUCAAGGAUUGAUUGAUGGAUGGAUGGAUGGAAGGAUAAGUAAGUGGAUGGAUGGAUGAAUGAGUGGAUAGGUGGAUGGGUGGAUGAAUGGGUAAGUGGAUGGAUAGAUGAGUAAAUGGAUGAAUGGGUGGGUGAAUGGAUAGAUGAAUGGGUGUAUGAGUGGAUAGAUGGAUGGAUGGAUGGAUGAACGCAUAGAUGGAUGGAUUUAUGAGUGGAUAGACAGAUGGAUGGAUGGGUUGAUAGAUGGGUGGAUGGAUGAAUGGAUGGAUGGGUGCUGAUGGAUAGAUGGAUAGAUGGAUGGAUGUUUGGAUAGAUGGAUGGAUGGAUGGAAGAAUGGAUGGAUGGAUAGAUAGCUAGAUGGAUGAGUUGAUGAUGGAUUGAUGGAUGGAAAAGGGAGUGUUUAAAAAAUCAGAUGUUUGCAAGCACUGGUUCCAUUAUAUCCUGGUGUGGACGAGGCUUAACCAAUUGAACAAUACAUUGAACAAUACCAAGUUUGCUCUGCCCCAAUCAGAAAUUUUAGAAAGAUCAGAAGUCAAGCGUUCUGUGGCUUCCCUGCGUGAUAUGUUUACCUCCUGAAGGGUUGGACGUCUAUGAAAAGACGUAGAAAAGUGCAGGGUGGUAUCAUCAGCGUAGGAGUGGGUAGGACAAGAAGUUUGGUUUAGAAGAUCAUUAAUGAAUAAUAAGAAGAGAGUGGGUGACAGGACAGAACCCUGAGGAACACCACUGUUAAUAGAUUUAGGAGAAGAACAAUGACCGUCUACCACAGCAGCAAUAGAACGGUCAGAAAGGAAACUUGAGAUGAAGUACAGAGAGAAGGAGAGAAGCCGUAGGAGGGUAGUUUGGAAAUAAAAGCUUUGUGCUACAUUCUAUCAAAAGCUUUUGAUAUGUACAAGGCAACAGCAAAAGUUUCACCAAAAUCUCUAAAAGAGGAUGACCAAGACUCAGUAAGGAAAGCCAGAAGAUCACCAGUAGAGCGGCCUUGACGGAACCCAUACUGGCGAUCAGAUAGAAGGUUGUGAAGUGAUAGAUGUUUAAGAAUCUUCCUGUUGAGGAUAUAUUUAAAAACUUUAGAUAGGCAGGAAAUUAAAGCAAUAGGACGGUAGUUUGAGGGAUUAGAACGGUCACCCUUUUUAGGAACAGAUUGAAUGUAGGUAAACUUCCAGCAAGAAGGAAAGAUAGAUGUUGACAGACAGAGCUGAAAGAGUUUGACUAGGCAAGGUGCAAGCACGGAGGCACAGUUUUGGAGAACAAUAGGAGGGACCCCAUCAGAACCAUAAGUCUUCCGAGGGUUUAGGCCAGCGAGGGCAUGGAAAACAUCAUUGCGAAGAAUUUUAAUAGGUGGCACAACACCAUCCAACCACCACCUGCCUCUUCCCUGCAUUCCACCAUAUACCCCUUCCCAUCUCCUCUAUCCUCCCUUCCCCUGUCCUCCACCCCAUCCCCUUCCGUCUCCUUCAUGAUCCACCCUCUCUUUCCUUCCACUCCCCUCCCCCAGUCCAUCCCUCCACUCUUCCUUCACCUUUCCAUUACCUGCUAUCCAUUCUCAUCUCUCCUUUUUCGAUCUCUCCCUGUCCCAUCCCUCCUUAUCUUUUUCUUCUUUCUUACCGCUCUCCUCCCCCUAUUCUUUCUUCCCUCUGUUGCAUCCCUGCCUCCCACAUCUCUCCCAUGGAUAACAAGAUACAAUAAUGAGAAGGGAAUAAGGAUAGGAACAGAUACAAGGAAUGAGGAUGCCUAAAUAUAUCACCUCGUAAGCUAACACGGUAGUAAUAUUAAUUUUGUUAGGGUAGAUGAAGUUUGAUUAACAUAAUGUUUUCUUCGUGGACCGCGUGAAGUUAGCGUAAUAAGUUACAAAGAACCGUCAGAGAACCCCUCGCAGUGACAACCAGGUAGCACAGCUUGCUACAAAAGUCUUACACUAACACCACCGUGGAAGGCAAGACGAUUUAACAAUGUAUAUACACUGCACCAAGGCUGAAAUUAGCAGGUUAUCAUUAUAAUUAGUGGUUGUACAUAUGGCGGCAUAGGGGUGUGUGUAUGUGUGUGCGCGCAUGCAUGCGUGCAGUAUGACAGCCUGGGCUUAGUCGCGGCAGGACCAUGUGGUGUCCUCGCGGCGCUGCCAGUGGUGCCGCGGAGCUGUGUAGUGAGUAUGUGUAUUUAUUUAGCUUCACCUUAUGCCAAUUCCUUCAUCACUCACCCGACGUGUCACCUGCAGGAUAAUACUCAACGCUCAAGGGACACAUGGAAGUAAAGAGUGACUGCUUAGUUCAUAUUUCGGAAGCUUUGAACACUAGAGAAAUUUCAGGUUGAUUACGUUAUUAGAGUUGAUUGCAUACCUGAUGGCAACGACAGGUGUAAUUAGCAGGUGCAAUGUUAUGAAUUUGUAGUAAAAACAGUAUUACAGGAAGAAGGGAACAUGUAUUCAUUAAAACGUUGAAAAUUUAUACUUAGAAGGAAAAGUGAAGGAAUAAAAAAAAAAAUGAUAGGAAUGAAGCAGCGGUGUUGUGGGAUAGCGGAGAUGAGUAACACGUAAGAUACUAUGUAAGAUGUGCCUUUAUGAGAAUACUGGACGAGACUGCAAUGGUGCUGGGUGGCCGGCCCGUCAUGGUGGUGGUGGUGGUGGAAGGAUACAUACCAGGAAUAAGAAGGAUGGAAUCGCCGCGUUCCACACACCACAAGAUUCCAGUAGUGGACAUGGGAGCAAUAGGAGUCGGGAAGGAUGAGAAGCGUGCAGACCCCAAAGAGUGGCAACGGGUGUCUCAUGAGUUAUGCGAGGCUCUGUCCGAUGUUGGCUUUGUGUACCUGUCCAACCACGGCAUUCCUGACGCACAGAUCAGCAACUUCAUGAGUGCCUCAGCCGAGUUCUUCAAGCUGGACAGGGAGACAAAGGUGAAGUACGUCUCCGAUCUGAGCACUGCGCACGGCUACAUCGAGGUGGACCGCGAGAAGCUGGACCCAACAGGCAAGUUCAAUGAGCUUCGCGAGUCCUUCUACAUGAAAAACAUGGAAGGCACCUUCCCAGACAGCGAGGUGCCUCAGCUCAGGCCCACCGCCGCUGCCUUGGUGGCCUCCUGUGGGACCCUUACCUACCGCGUCCUUACUGCCCUCGCCUUUGGCCUUGGUCUGGACAAGGAUAUCUUCGUGGCGACUCACCGUGGGAUGUGUACAGGCUCCCCACCCAACGCCACGGUGCUUCGCGUUAACCACUACCCUCAGCUGCCCGCCAACCUGCCGGAGAAUGUUAUUCGCUGCGGGGCGCACACUGACUACGGCUCCAUCACGUUGCUCUUCCAGGACUCCAUGGGCGGCCUCCAGGUGCGCAGCGUGGACGGGAAGUGGGUGGACGCGCAUCCCAUACCUGGUACCAUCCUGAUUAACGUGGGGGACGCGCUGCAGAUGUGGACGUCCAGCAAACUUGUGGCUACGGAGCACCGCGUGGUUAUCCCAAAGGAGGAGAUGCGUCGGAGGGUGUCCCGUUACUCCAUCGCUUUCUUCGUCAACCCUGACAACGACGUGUUACUGCAGCCCCUCGACGCCUCCCCGUCCUCCGCCACCCCACCCAUCACGGCACACCAGCACCUCCUCAACAUGUACUCCAAGACCUACGCGUAUUGAAGAUCCGUGCAUAAUUAGAGACUGUUUGUAUUAGCUCAUGCUCUUAUCCUCUUUUUUCCUUCCGUUUACUUUUUUUUAUUUAUUAAUCUAUUUAUUUAUUUUUUUUUAUUUUUUGCUCUUCGUCAGCCUUCUUCACACGUUAAUAGAAAAAUGGUAGUAAUGGAUGAAUUAAUGAAUAAAUAGAUAAAUCAUAAUAUCAACAACAACAACAACAACAACAACAACAACAACAACAACUUUGCUAGAGCCUAAUCGUUGUGCUAUAUACCGUUGGAUAAGAAAUAAAAUUUUGUGUUCAGUGGAAUGUAUCCGCUCUCGUUGACACAAAAGGAAGUUGGUGAAAAUUGCAGAAAACUGAGGAUCACCUUACAAAAGUUUUAUACUGUAUUUUGCGCAUGCGUGGUAGUGUUGCAAAUUUAACAUGCUUUUUCGUUAUAGCUUGUAUUACUCUUAUCAACAACAACAUUUGAGCUUGAUCAAUUAAUUAGUUAAAAGUUGUAAUUUUGACUGCGCAUGCGCAACGCUUCUUGAAAGCGGUCUCCUAGCUAACACACAAGCACAGAAAGCAUCGCUAGAUAUAAUUCUAAGUAACUGAUAACUUAGCUUUGGUAAACGUGGCUAGCUAGGAGCGGUGACGGCUGGGGUGUUGAUUCCAAGUCGCUGGGUUCCUGGCCACCGGCUGGUCGUGUUACAUAGCAAAGACAACCUCUUUGCUGUUGUCCAGGAUUCCGUGCUUCUAAGUUCUUAUUAACUUAGUGAAUUAAAAAAGUGCAAGCCGUAAAGUGGUGGAGAAGUGAACGGAAAGGCUGAUGACUGGCGACUGCUACUGACAGCAGGGGUCAAGCAGAGAACUCAGCUCUCCAUCCGCCACGUAGAAAGAAAAGCAUUUCGCUUUCUGCUCACAGUUAUUUCCUAGUUUAUAAUAGUAACUAAUACUUAGUUUGUGCUAUUUUUAAUUUAAUCCAUUACCCUUUAAUAUAACUUUACAAUUUAUAUACAAAUCAUACCAUAAACCAAUAAUGUUUUGCUAUGAUGCAUGAUACUAGUGGAAAUUUCCAUAAGUUUCAUUAAAACUGGUUGAGUAGUUUUCGAGAAAUCCCAUUUUCGACACCCUUCUACUUUUUGCAAGUUAUCCAUUGACUUCAUCUUAUAGAAAAGAUGAAAGCUAUUUCAUAUGAAAUUGAUGUUGUGCUAUCCAUACGAUGCUAACUUCGUUACGAUCGGCCGCGCAGUUCCGGAGAUAUUACUGUUUGAACAGCGUUACGGUCGUUCCGGGCCGCUCAUAAUGAAACAACAACCUCCAUGGUAAACUUCGCUUUGCUUAUAAUAAAGCAAUAGUUAGUAUGUGGAACGUUAUUAUAUGAUACUGCUACUGAUGCUGCUACUACUACUACUACUACUACUACUACUACUACUACUACUACUACUACUACUACUACUACUACUACUACUAAUAAUAAUAAUAAUAGAAAGUUUUUUUUUCUAGUCUAUGGCAAUGUACAUCUUAAACUAAUACGUAUUUUAUUUCCACCUCUUCGAUACUUUUUUCUUCUUUUUCUGACGCUGAAGUAAACUAUCGAGUGCC
This is a messenger RNA of Scylla paramamosain (green mud crab), 5952 nucleotides long. RefSeq lists its product as uncharacterized. The record is from RefSeq and is a predicted model, not a curated record. Gene Ontology annotation, molecular function: 2-oxoglutarate-dependent dioxygenase activity. Bases 3309 to 4367 code for a protein of 352 amino acids. The transcript is spliced from 8 exons. NCBI's taxonomy places the organism in Eukaryota, Metazoa, Arthropoda, Malacostraca, Decapoda, Portunidae.